Molecule: messenger RNA, 400 nt
Organism: Zeugodacus cucurbitae (melon fly)
Lineage: Eukaryota; Metazoa; Arthropoda; Insecta; Diptera; Tephritidae
Exons: 2
Coding region: 95-310 (71 amino acids)
Source: RefSeq, a predicted model, not a curated record
GCCCUGUAUUUGAUAACAUUUGCAAACGUACUUUGCAAGCUAGAGGUUCUAAGAACAUCCCAUCACAAGCAAUUCCAAUUUUUCUAAAAACAAAAUGAACAAAUACUUCGUGUGCUUCGCUCUCUUCUUGGCCGUCGUCUGCUGUUUGUCCGCCAUUGAGGCCGCACCAGCUCCUGAACAGCUGCUCGAUUGGAAAACCGCUAUUGAGAAGAUCAUUUCUGCUUAUGAGAGACGUUAUCCCGGUCCAUCAAAACGCUAUCCAAUUGAGGUCGCUCGUGUGGUCGAUCCCAAUCACCUCUAUCUUCCUUAGUUAAUACCGUCAUCUCUAGUUAAUGUGUGUUCGAUUUUUAAGGCUUACUGUACCUAAAUAAUGUUAAAACAAAACUGAUUAAAAUAUAUA